Molecule: messenger RNA, 2175 nt
Organism: Bolinopsis microptera
Lineage: Eukaryota; Metazoa; Ctenophora; Tentaculata; Lobata; Bolinopsidae
Product: anoctamin-10-like
Exons: 1
Coding region: 858-2114 (418 amino acids)
Biological process (GO): chloride transmembrane transport
Molecular function (GO): chloride channel activity
Source: RefSeq, a predicted model, not a curated record
UAGCAACUCUUUUAACGCAAAUGGGUGGACUAUGUUGUUAUCUUAAAGACAAAAGAUCAAAACCCUUUUGGAUUUUGUGAAAGGAAGAAUCCAAGAUAACGGACUGAAACAUGUCAUGUCAUGACCAUCCAGGAAAAUGCAAAUUAUUCAGCAUUGUUGUCACAGCCCCAGAAGAGCUGAUAACGAAGGAAGCAGAAGGUGGGGGUUUCUAAAACGGGAUUUAAAGGGGUUCAAACGUGAGUAUCUGAGUGGAAAGCACAAAGAAUACCAGCCACCCUACACUAACAAAACAUCCACCCAAUCAAUCUUCAAACCAUCCGAACUCUCUUACAUAACCAGCGAGGUUCUGAAGCGAAUCAAAAUGAAAACCCUCCCUGACUUCUUCCCGAGGCCCAAGUGUGGACUACUGAAGAGCGACCCCUCAUAUUCUAGCAUUAGAGCGGGUAGAAUGGUACAGUUUCUGGCCCCUCCACUCCAGCUCAGCAGAGUGCACAGCUUCCUGGCACGCUGGUCCCCUUGAAGGGUCGUUCUGUGAUCUCGUGGAACACUACUUCGGGUCCAAUGUGGCCCUUUACUUUGCCUGGUUAACUAAUUACAUCUCCUGGUUGCUCCUCCCCGCGGUGGCUGGGUUCACUGUGUCUCUCUACCAUUACCUGCACCCUGACAUUAACGUGGACAACUCCCUAGUCACCCCUGUCUACACUCUAUUUGUGGUGAUCUGGGGGGUACUGUUCGCUAAGAGCUGGGAGAGGAAGUGUGCUAGUCUGGCUUGUGACUGGGGUAUCAGUGCUGUCCAGUGGAGGAGAGAAGUACGUCCUGGCUUCACUGGACGGAAGAGGAUUAGUCCUGUUACUGGUAUGCCGGAGAGGUAUUUCUCUUCUCAGGAGAGACUGUUCAGGUAUUGUAUCAGUGCUUGUGUAACUCUCUUUCUACUCAUGAUCGCUUUCUUUGUCAUGGUAGUUAGUUUGAAUCUGCAAGGAUACAUCCACAAGUUCUCAUACAGCAGGGAGUAUCUCCUCUUCCCGAGCAUCUCCUGGUUGUGUGAUGAGGGACAAUACUUUGACCGCUCUGGCAAGGGUCCAAUGCCGUUUGUUCUCUUGAAGGUUCCAGUCAUUCUUCAUAUAGUGACCAUACAGGUGCUUAACAAAGUGUACCAAGUGGUAGCCAACAUACUCACUGACUGGGAGAACCACAGAUCCCCAACAGAACACGAGAAUGCUCUCUACAUCAAGAGAUUCUUUUUCGAAGCGUUUGAUUGCUACGUUGCCUUAUUCUAUCUAGCUUUUAUAGAAGCAGACAUUGUACUGUUACGUAGAAACCUUGUGAGUUUAUACACCUGUGAUUCCGUUAGGAGACUGUCUUGUGAAACCAUCAUCCCCUUCAUCACGAGAAAAGCUUCCAGAACCAUGACUAAGAAAGAAAACAAAUUACCCUCUGAUAAUGCUAUCGACGAAGACUACGACAAAAGCGAGUAUGAACAGUUUGACGACUAUCUUGAAAUGAUCAUACAGCUGGGUUACGUGACAUUAUUUGCAGGAGCCUUCCCUAUGGCAGCACCCUUAUCUGUCAUCUGUAACAUCCUGGAAAUGUACUCUGACAUCUUCAAACUGAGCUACAUUACCAAACGUCCCACAGUACACCGAGUCACUGAUAUCGGAGUGUGGUCGGUCCUGGUUAAAGGCAUUGUCCUCUUAUCAGUCUUCACUAACCUCUACAUCUUCUGCUUCACCUCCGGACAGCUCCGGACGUACGCUCCAUCUUUCUUCCAAGUAAUAGCUCUGUCUGCGGAACAUGCUGUCAAGUCCGGGAGUGAUCAUGUUCAGGUUGUAGCCCCGGAAGCUGGACUAGCAGUGGCUACUACUAUGAUGUCUCUGGAACAUAUCAUAUUGUCGUUAGUGGUAAUCAUGUGGCUGAUGGUUCCAGAGACUACACCCUCUGUUAAGGAUGAGCUAGCGAGGAGGGAGUAUGUGAAGUUUAUGGAGACCAUUGGGACGGCUGGAGGAGGGGGAAUGGUGGAGGUUGUGAAAAAGAAAACGGAGACUAAGCCAAAGCAAAAGUGGGGAAAAGUCAAACUGUUCCAUGACGCCUCUGAGCUUGAGCUCAACGAGCACUGACUGCUUCACUGACACUUUCACUUGCAUAAUUGGAAAACUGUGCAAUUUUAUGUAAAAAUAG